GCGACACCCAGAACCUUGUACUUGGAGUUAUUAUGAUAUAUGGUAACCAACCUCCACACACUCUCGACUAUGGCCACUCACUCUUCCUUCCUACCUCAAAUCUUCUUAAUCUUUAGCUUUUUGGCCUACUCAGUUGCUGCUGCUCGGUGCAGGAACCCGCCCGUGAUUUUCAACUUUGGCGAUUCCAACUCGGACACGGGUGGACUCGUCGCCGGACUCGGCUUUCCCGUCACUCUCCCCAAUGGCCGUACCUUCUUCCGCAGAUCAACUGGCAGGUUGUCUGAUGGGCGGCUCUUGAUCGAUAUCCUCUGCCAGAGUUUGAAUACAAGUCUGCUGAGCCCGUACCUGGACUCACUGACAGAUUCCAAGUUCAAAAAUGGUGCAAAUUUUGCAAUUGUAGGAUCCUCUACCCUCCCAAAAUAUGUUCCGUUUUCUUUGAACAUUCAGAUCAUGCAGUUUCUUCAUUUCAAAUCCAGGACCCUUGAACUUAUUAAUGCCGGUGAACGAAAUUUGAUCAACGACGAAGGUUCAGAAAGGGCAGAAAUAAAGAAUGCAUUGAAGGUUUUAUAUAAUCAAGGUGGUAGAAAAUUUUGGAUACACAACACUGGACCAUUAGGUUGUCUGCCUCAAAAACUCUCAACGGUGCAAAACAAAGAUCUGGAUCAGCACGGAUGUCUUUCAAGUUACAAUUCUGCUGCGCAAUUGUUCAACGAAGGAUUAAACCAUUUAUGUCAAUCGAUUAGAUCAGAACUGAAGGAUGCUUCAAUAGUUUAUGUAGAUAUAUAUUCCAUCAAGUAUGAUCUCAUUGCCAACUCCAAGAAAUAUGGUUUUCCAAGUCCGUUGAUGGCCUGUUGUGGGUAUGGUGGACCUCCAUACAAUUACAACGUGAAGAUAACGUGUGGUCAUCCCGGUAGUAACGUCUGCAACGAAGGAUCUAGAUUUAUAAGCUGGGAUGGAAUUCAUUACACAGAAGCUGCUAAUGCCAUUAUCGCCUCGAAAGUACUUUCCAUGGCUUACACUGUCCCACAUACCCCUUUGGAUUUCUUCUGCCGUGCUUGAACAUUGAUAUUUAAUUAUAGUUGAACCUUCAAGCAUCUGUCUGGUGGUGUGCUGCUAAUGUUUUGGUGAAGUUUGUGCAAGAGAAAAUUUCUGAUUAUGAUCAAAUCUUGUAGCUUGGAUUUUUAAUUAGUAUAGGCUGCUUGAGCUUCCUUCUUAAUUUGUAAACUGCUAAUGGAAGCCACAAAAUGCAGAGGCUCUUUUAGCAUUUCACUUAAAUAUUGAGCUAUGUUGAUGGUGUUUGUUCUGUCUAA
Molecule: messenger RNA, 1310 nt
Organism: Carica papaya (papaya)
Lineage: Eukaryota; Viridiplantae; Streptophyta; Magnoliopsida; Brassicales; Caricaceae
Source: RefSeq, a predicted model, not a curated record